Messenger RNA from Opisthorchis viverrini, 2756 nucleotides. RefSeq lists its product as hypothetical. Lineage: Eukaryota; Metazoa; Platyhelminthes; Trematoda; Opisthorchiida; Opisthorchiidae. Bases 1 to 2460 code for a protein of 819 amino acids. The record is from RefSeq and is a predicted model, not a curated record. Gene Ontology annotation, cellular component: membrane. The transcript is spliced from 7 exons.
AUGGCCCCCGGAUCUGACCCGACCGUGUUCUUCGCUGGCCUGCAGCAUUUUUUGGAUCGCGCUUUGCCGGGGCUGGACACCAGUUAUUGUCGGAUCAGUUCGUCGGUGCUUGGUGCACAGUUGCGGUUGGCACAAGCAACUGGCCGGUUGAGUGUGAAGGAGCUGGUGCGUCUGGCCAGGGAACUGCCAGAGGCACCACUGGCCACGUUGCAGUCGCAGGAGAACAGGGAUGGCGGACCUUUUGCAGCGGCGCUGUUAGAAGUCGUUCAACAGAGCGCUUGGACCCAACAUGUCGCUGCACCCACCAGAUACCGCGCAGGCCAACUAAAAUCCCUUCUGGAUUUGGUCAUUACCAAAGAAAGACACCUCAUGGAUCAGAUAGAUGCCAAAAAGGAUCUGGGUAUCUGGGUCUCCUCAAACUUGUCCUUCUCACUACACCACGAGAAAUCGGCCCAAAAGGCGUUCUCCAUUUUAUGGAUGAUCCGACGCACCUUCUCCCGUAUUACUCGCAUUAACUUCCAAAUACUCUAUGGGGCCUACGUCAGACCGCUCCUGGGGUACGCCAACCAAGGUGUUUACUCAGGAUGCACGGAAGACGUCACCCUUAUUGGGCGUGUCCAGCGGGCCACUACGAGAAUGAUCGCCAGUCUCAAAUCCGUGGACUACGAAACGCGUCUCACGAUGCCUGAUUGCUUUCCCCUGGAGUACCGUCGCCUCCGAGGUGACCUAAUUCUUGCUUAUGCCCUGUUUGAACAAAGCUUGGCAAACAGACCACCGAGAAACGUAGAUGAAUGUCAAACGGUAGUCAAAGAUUCAGUAAUGGCAGGGCAUGCAGUAGAUACUGAGAACAGGAUAGAUUUGGGAGAUUUGAACAUUCUGAGACGUGGACUGGGAUUCACACCACAACGACUGAUAGCUGAGGCGGCGAAAAUCACGAAGCAUCCUAGCGUGAAUAGAAUGGAGUACCAAUUUCCGGAACAGCAGAACUCUAUUGACAACGUGGUGCCAACCAACGAACCAGCCCGCCAGUAUCCCACUCCCGUGCUUCCUUUGGGUGGCAUGGCAGCUAGUUACCGAAACGAUGUUACAGCUAAACGAUUUGGUAACAUGAACGCCCAGGCAGGUGCCACUGAGGCCCAACUGGGUGGUCGUAUUGGGUUGGAUACGAGACGCAUGGACGACGGGAAUCGUCUACUUCAAAUGUGUGCCGAUCACCGACUGCUUCUUUGCAGUACCAAUUUCCGGAACAGCAGAACUCUAUUGACAACGUGGUGCCAACCAACGAACCAGCCCGCCAUCAGUUACCGGUGGUACACUGAACUUCUGUGUUACGUGCAAUCAAACAUCACUAUGGGUUGUAUCGUCAGUUCGGUGGCCUGUUGUUUCUGUUCAUCGGCGGCCAGUUUAUGUUGUUCUUGCCUUCCGUCUUGUAAGAGCUCCACGUCGUCCCGCAUUAUGUUCAGUCUCAUCCUGGUUUUAACCGCUUUACUCUCUGCUAUCGCGCUAAUCCCACAAGUUCGCACGUCACUCACCAAAAUUCCUGCUUUAUGCACGCCUUUUAACUUGGCUACGCUCGAGACAAACGUGCGCGGUGUUGUAGACUGCGAUGCGAUUACAGGAUUUGGCGCUGUCUAUCGCCUCUGCUUUGCCACUACCAUGUUCUAUUUAUUAUUUACACUACUGAUGAUUCGCGUUACAUCUUCUAAAGACCCUCGUUCGAAAAUCCAGAAUGGUUUUUGGUUUUUCAAAUAUCUUAUUUGGUUCGGUCUGGUGGUCGGUGCCUUCUUUAUUCCAGUGGAAGGCUUUACGACCUCAUGGAUGAUCAUUGGAAUGAUGGGAGGUGCUCUGUAUAUUGUUAUUCAACUAGUAUUGCUCGUGGAUUUUGCGCACUCCUGGAAUGAAUCUUGGAUAUCCAAAUGGGAAGAUACCGGUGAAAAGUGCUAUGCCAUUGGGUUGGCAGCUUUCACGACCAUAUUCUACAUAAUAUCUGCGGUGGCAGUAGGCUUGCUGUACCAUUUCUAUGCCGGUGCCACAGAGUGCGCCGUAAACAAGGCUAUGCUGAGUUUAAACCUUAUCUUUAUCGUUGGAGUCAGUGUCAUAUCCGUACUGCCGAUGGUUCACGAACGAUUGCCCAGUUCCGGCUUGCUUCAGGGUCCUGAUUCGGUCGCAUUGAAUGACACUGGUCCUCUUACAGAUUCGGAGAAAGGAAAGCAAGUUGUUUGGGAUGAUGAAGAAAACAGAGUAACCUAUGUCUACUCCAUGUUCCACUUCAUGCUACUGUUGGCAACACUGUACGUGAUGGUGAUGUUGACCAACUGGCUGAAACCUGAGAACGACCUAAAAUCACUCUCCGCCAACGUCGCUAGUUACUGGGUGCGGAUGGUGAGCAGUUGGGUAUGCUUGUUGCUAUACCUGUGGACCAUGGUUGCACCAAUUAUUCUACCUGAUCGACAAUUUUGAGUGUUGCUUUCCAUCGCGUCAUCAUUCAUUAGUUAUCAAACUCCAUUCAUUACAAAUUAUGUUAUACUUUACUUGAACUACUCAUUGGCAAAUUUCGCUAUUCGUUCAGAAACAUGUGUUCCAUCCACAGUCCUAAUUGCUUUCAGGCCUCCGGGCUUGCAUCUACAUUUCGUCAUUGCUGCACUAUGUUGUCAUGAAAUAAAGCGCAUGCUCGCUGAUGGCUUGAUUUUCGUGAGUGGUCGCAUAUGCCAACCAAUCUCACACUUGAAUAAUACAAAAACAAGACAAUGAAUUCG